UGCGAGUGGCGGGCAUGAUAACAAAUUCGCUAGUGUUUCACGGAGGCGCGGGUUGUCAUUGUUGGGGUUUUAUUGAGCCAGGCGACUCUACGAGAGUGGAGCCCAGUCACUGCGUUGUCUGCAGGUGCGAUGGCGCUUCUCCGGAGCAUGUGGGGCUUGUUGAGUUCCCUGGGAAAGUCGGGAGCGGAGCUCUGCUCCGGUUGUGGAAAUCGACUGCGCUUUUGUCUAAGUUAUGCGUGUACACAGAGAUGGUUUUCAUCUACCUUGGAUAGUUAUCCAAAGAAACCUUUGACUUCAUACAUUCGCUUUUCUAAAGAACAGCUACCCAUAUUUAAAGCUCAGAACCCCGAUGCAAAAAAUUCAGAUCUAGUUAAGAAAAUCGCCCAGCUAUGGAGGGAACUUCCUGAUGCAGAGAAAAAAAUAUAUGAAGAUGCUUACAGGACAGACUGGCAAGCAUACAAAGAAGAGAUAAACAGAAUUCAAGAUCGGCUAACUCCAAGUCAGAUCGUAUCUUUAGAAAAAGAAAUCAUGCAAAAACGUUUAAAAAAGAAAGCAUUAAUUAAAAAGAGAGAGUUAACAAUGCUUGGAAAACCAAAAAGACCUCGAUCAGCUUAUAACAUUUUUAUAUCUGAAAGCUUCCAAGAAUCUAAGGAAAAUUCAUCACAGGCAAAGCUGAAGACUGUAAAUGAAAACUGGAAAAAUCUGUCUGGUUCUCAAAAGCAAGUAUAUAUUCAGCUUGCUAAAGAUGAUAAAAUUCGUUAUGAUAAUGAAAUGAAAUCAUGGGAAGAGCAAAUGAUUGAAGUUGGCCGAAAUGAUCUUAUACGUCGCAAAGUGAAGUACCAAACAAAAGAUGGCACUGAGACAUCUUAAAAUAUAAGAUUGAGUUAUAUCCAUAAUGGAUAGGCUCAAGAAACCAAUUAGGUCUCAAUACCUGAAACUUGUAAAAUUGGAUAAAGUUGGAAGCAUUUUGUAUUUGAUUCUUUUUUCUUUAGCCCAGGGACUUCUGCCAAUUUAAUGUAUCAUGUAUUAUUAUCUUGCCUUAGAAAACCCAAACAGAUACAAGUUCAGGCUAAAUUUAUUUUGUGUUUAGGAACUACUGAGGAUCAAGAUAAUGUAUGCAAAUAUAGCGGUGUAUCAUUUUACCUUCUGAUAAAGGUAAAUCAGACUGUGAACUUUUUUAUGCUGGAUGAAGACUAUGGAAAGAUUAUUCUUGUUUCUGUAUAUUAUGGAGGCAGGAGUUUGCUUUUCAAAAUUCUCCCAAAUUGUAGAAGCCAGUAUUCUGUGAUGCAAUUGUGUAUUUUUUAAAAAGCAGCCAGAACUCAUGUAGGUAAAACUCCAAUUCCUACAUAUAAUUCAAGAAAGGGAUUGAGAGAUUUAUAAACUUUUCCCUCAUUGUCUUUUUCCUAAAGUAAAAACUAAAAGAUUAUGUACCAAAUCUAUGCAUUUUGUUUUAUAUUGCAUAGAAUUAAAAAAUUCCAUCUUUGUUUAAUUUUACAUGUUUCCAAAUUAUGUGUUUUAAGGUGAAACAUUGGUUUUAUAGUGUCUUUUGUAACUAUGGAAUUAAUUUUUUUUUCUGAAUUAUUUUCUCACUGGUGGGUUAGUGUAUUUAUCCAAAAAGUAGAGACCUUAUCUAAGUUUUAAAAUGAGAGAUUUAGAAACAACAGUCUCCAAAUUUUGAACGUGUUAUUUCUAAACAUUUUGCAUAACAUCUAAAGGCCUUAUAUAAGGAAACAGCCAACUACAGACCAUGUGCCAAAUCUGGUCUGUGGGCCAAAUCCAGCCUGCUUCCUGCUUUAUAUGGCCUCAAUUGUGUUUAUGUUUUUAAAUGGUUAAAAAACAAGAAUUUCAUGACACAUGAAAAUUAAUAUUAAAUUCACAUUUCAGUGUUCAUAAAUAAAGUUCUAUUGGAUCACA
Molecule: messenger RNA, 1914 nt
Organism: Choloepus didactylus (southern two-toed sloth)
Lineage: Eukaryota; Metazoa; Chordata; Mammalia; Pilosa; Megalonychidae
Gene: TFAM
Product: transcription factor A, mitochondrial
Exons: 7
Coding region: 130-870 (246 amino acids)
Molecular function (GO): transcription cis-regulatory region binding
Source: RefSeq, a predicted model, not a curated record